AUGGCAGAGGUGGGAGUGUCGGUGGCAGCAAAACUUGCUGAAUAUUUGGUGCAUCCAACUUUACAGCAGCUGCAAUAUUUGUUCUGUGUGGGCAAAAUCACCAAAAAUGUUGAGAUCAGAAAGGAAGAGCUGAUCCUGAAGCAAGGGAGGGUGCAGGAACGCGUUCAAGAGGCCGUCAACAGGACUGAGAGGAUUGAUGAUGAGGUUCACAGGUGGAAGAAUGACGUGAAGAGCCUCAUAGAAGAGGUGGAGAAUUUGGAGGAAAGACUAAGGGCUAAUCAUGGUUGCCUUCGAGGGUUGUGUCCUACUUGGAGGAGAUAUUAUCUCUGCAAAAAGUUGGCUAAGACAAUCCGGAGGAUGAUUGAUCUAAUUACAAAGAGUAAUCGCUUGGAUCCAUUUUCCCAUCCCGUUAUUGUUCCAGAUAUAGUGUAUCACUCUUCACAAAACUUCAAGCUCUUCAACUCUACACAAAUGGCUUUUGACCAGUUGUGGGAGGCUUUGCAAAAUGAGGGUAGCUCCGUGAUUGGACUUUGGGGGAUGGGAGGGUCAGGGAAAACUACCUUGGUGACAGAAGUGGGAAAGAAAGCCAAAGAGUCACAACUCUUCGAUAGAGUUGUGAUUGCCACAAUUUCUCAAAGUUUAGAUAUCAUGCAAAUUCAGGAUGAAAUUGCUGACUCGUUGGGGCUCAAGUUAGAAGAAAAAUCUAAAACAGGAAGGGCAAAAAGAAUUGCACUACGAUUACAAGGCGGAAAACCGAUUUUGGUAAUACUGGAUGAUAUAUGGGCUAAGCUAAAUCUUGAGCACAUAGGGAUUCCCAUGGGGGGAAAUCCUCAAAGAAGUUGCAAAGUUGUCCUGACCACACGCCUUUUAGAAGUGUGUACCUUGAUGGAAUGUCAAAAGACAAUCAAACUUGAUUUGUUAAAAGAAGAUGAAGCUUGGAUUUUGUUUCAAAGUCAUGCUAAUGUCAAUGAUGCUGCUCAACAGGAUAUGGCACGACAAAUCGCUAUGGAAUGUAAGGGCCUACCCAUUGCGAUUGUAGCUGUGGGUACUUGCUUGAAAGAAAAAGGAGUUGAUGAGAUGAAGGUAAUGUUGUAUCAGUUGAGGAAUGCGAAAGCAACCAAUGUGAAUAAAGGAGUAAGGGAUGCUUUUACUUGUCUUGAAUUAAGCUAUGAUAAUUUGGCAACCCGAGAAGCCAAGUUGUUAUUGUUAAUGUGUGCUAUGUUUACUGAAGAUCGUAAUAUUAGUGUUGAAGACCUUUUCAGAUAUGGAGUGGGUUUAGGCCUAUGUGAAGAUGUAGACUCAUUUGAAAUAGCAAGGAGCCAAGUUAGAACAACUAUAAAUGAUCUCAUCAACUCCUCAUUGUUGAUGUAUUCUUCAAAAUUCAACACAAAUGCACAAGAAUAUGUGACAAUGCAUGAUAUGGUUCGUGAUUUUGCAUUGUGGAAAGCAUCUAAAGAGGAUCGUACCAUUGGGGUAAAUUGUGGAAAGGAAUUGAAUGAAUUGAUUGCUGAUGAAGUGGUGAAAAAUUGUUAUGCUGUAUCUUCAUGGUAUGAGAACAAUAAACUCUUUCAACUUCCUUCUCAAUUGGAUGUCUUUCAAUUUCCUUCUCAAUUGGAUGCUCCAAAGCUUGAGUUUCUGUUGUUACAAUCUGGAAAACUCUUGGAUAUCUCACAUGCAUCAUUUGAAGGAACUAAAGGACUGAAGGUGUUAAUUAUUAGGUCCUUCUGUUUUGGGCACCUCAAAGCUAAACUAUUACAACCUCAAUCAAUCCAACACUUGUCUAAUCUUCGAACUUUGCGAUUGCAAGGUUGGAAUUUACGUGACAUCUCUUUUGUGGUAAGCCUUACAAGACUUGAAAUUCUUGACUUGCAAACAAGUAUGUUUGAAAGAUUGCCAAAUGGAAUUGAAAAUUUAAACAAGCUGAAGUUGUUAGAUUUGUCAGAUUGUUACAUAGGUGAAUGUUGUUGCAAAGUAAUAGGAAGAUGCUCACAGUUAGAAGAGUUGUAUGUUACCAUGCAUUGUCCACAGUCAAAAAUUGCAAAAUGCUAUGAAUGCCUUAUGGCCCCUACUGCUUUGAUUAAACUGAGAAGGCAUAGGAUAGAAAUUGGGGAGCAUAAAUUUUUGUAUCAAAGGGAAAGUGCAAGAUAUUUACGCUUGGUUCAGUUAAAUAUCGCCAUGUUAGGUGUAGGAAUCAAGGAUCUUGCACAAAGAGCAACUACAAUUGAAUUUCAUGAGCUUGAGGGAGGCAGCAGAAGUUUCAUGCCUAAUGUUGUUCAAGCUAUUGGAGCCAUGAAUGAGUUAACCAAGCUCUGUCUUGGAAGGUGUUCAGAGAUGGAAUGCAUUAUUGACAAAAUCAAUGCUCAUGAAGAUGCGAUUGCCCCAAGAUUGGAUGAGUUAGUGCUAGAAGAUAUGGAUAAUCUUCAACAACUACAUCGUGGUCUUUCUUCUUUUAGCUUGUUCCAAAAGCUGGAAAGACUAACUAUAUCCAAUUGCCCUCAGUUGCUCCAUAUAUUCCCUGCUGAUUGCAACUUAGGCAAUCUUAAGUUUCUCGAUAUUUCUGGUUGUCUGAGGUUGACAUCUCUCUUCCCUGUCUCUGCUAUGUUCACUCUGCUGUCCUUACAAGAGCUCCGAAUAGAAAGGUGCAGUGAACUGAAGCAUGUAAUAGAAGGAGAGGCUGAUGGUGAUGCAAGGGAGAAUUUGAGCUUCCCAAAAUUGAAAAUUUUGUCUGUUGAUAAUUGCUGCAAAUUAGAAUCUGUAUGCUCAGUCUUUUUAGCUCAAAGGUUUGUACAAUUGCAGCGUCUAUCCAUAGCAAAUGCUCCUCAGAUGAAAUUUUUGUUCGGUGAAAAUGCUGAUGAAGAACAACCACUGCGUGAUCAAGAUGAGACUCAAAUAGCUCUUUCUAUUUUGGAAUACCUCACACUAACAAAUCUUCCAAACCUUGUCGGAAUUUGCUCAAAGAGGUAUCAUCUAAGGGGGCCAUCUAUAAAGACAAUAGAAUGCGAGGAUUGUCCAAAUCUGGAACUUCAGAGCCACCAGAGGAAUGAAGAACACGAGUCGUUGGCAACUAUAGAACGUAUUGGACUUCAUAACUGCGGAGUAGAAUCCAUUUCCCUCUAUAAGACGCGCGUCGAAGAACAAUAUCCAACAUUUCAAUCCCUUAAAGAACUAGCCUUGGCAAACCAUGCAAGAUUGAAAUUUGUCUUUUCUGCUCACAUGUGUCAAAGUCUUCCAGAGUUAACUUCUGUAACCAUAUCUCGCUGUGAGGAGUUGGAGGCGAUCUUUUCGGAGAAUGAAGAGACUCAGAAAAAUCCACCUAAUGCUGAAUCUUGUCUCCCGAAAUUGAAGACGUUGGAAGUCUCUGAGUGCAACAAGCUUAAAUUCAUUUUAUCUUUCAUGAUUGGUCCUACUGUCUCAAUGCUGCCACAACUAAGCACUCUAGCCAUAUCAAAUUCUUCCGAAAUGGAAGAAAUUUUCAAAUGCCCAAAUAUUGAAGAUCAUCACAUUGAUAGUAGUGAAAAGGAGAUUACAUUCCCGAACAUGAAAUAUCUGAAACUUGAGAACUUGCCAAGACUUGUUAAUGUCUGCCAAGGAUUCAAGUUGCAGACAGGGGAGUUUUGCACGGUUGCGGUUCAUGACUGCCCAAAACUUAUGCCAAUUAUGGGUGCAUCUAUUCAUUGGACUAAAGAGGGACUUGUAAGGAAGUAUGUGUUGAGAUACAGCCAAUUGGAUAACAAUGAGGCUCUCAAUAAUCUUCCACUUUCUGUUCUAAAUAUUGGAGAGUUUGAUAUUCAAAGUCCUAGAGUUGAACACAAGCGGCGAGUGAUUAAAUGUUGA
Molecule: messenger RNA, 3834 nt
Organism: Neltuma alba
Lineage: Eukaryota; Viridiplantae; Streptophyta; Magnoliopsida; Fabales; Fabaceae
Product: disease resistance protein At4g27190-like
Exons: 4
Coding region: 1-3834 (1277 amino acids)
Molecular function (GO): ADP binding
Source: RefSeq, a predicted model, not a curated record